This is a messenger RNA of Balaenoptera ricei (Rice's whale), 1470 nucleotides long. RefSeq names its product olfactory receptor 1J4-like. The record is from RefSeq and is a predicted model, not a curated record. NCBI's taxonomy places the organism in Eukaryota, Metazoa, Chordata, Mammalia, Artiodactyla, Balaenopteridae. Gene Ontology annotation, cellular component: membrane. Gene Ontology annotation, biological process: G protein-coupled receptor signaling pathway. Gene Ontology annotation, molecular function: G protein-coupled receptor activity; olfactory receptor activity.
AUGAGGAGGGAGAACCAGAGCAGCGUGUCCGAGUUCCUCCUCCUGGGGCUCCCCAUCCGGCCCGAGCAGCAGGGCGUGUUCUUUGCCCUGUUCCUGGGCGUGUACCUGACCACGGUGCUGGGGAACCUGCUAAUCUUCCUGCUCAUCAGGCUGGACUCUCGCCUCCACACCCCCAUGUACUUCUUCCUCAGCCACUUGGCCCGCACUGACGUCUCCUUUUCAUCUGUCACUGUCCCUAAGAUGCCAAUGAGCAUGCAAACCCAGGAUCAAUCCAUCCCCUAUGCAGGGUGCAUAGCACAGAUGUUUUUUUUUACUGAUCUGGAGGAUUUCCUGCUCACAUCAAUGACCUAUGAUCAGUGCGUGGCCAUCUGUCACCCUCUCCACUACAUCACCGUCAUGAGACAGGGACUGUGUACCUUACUGGUAACUGUAUCUUGGAUUCUCUCCUGUUCCAAUGACCUGUGUCACACCCUUCUCCUGUCCCAGCUCAUGAGGCCUGAGAACCAGAGCAGCGUGUCUGAGUUCCUCCUCCUGGGGCUCCCCAUCCGGCCCGAGCAGCAGGGCGUGUUCUUCGCCCUGUUCCUGGGCGUGUACCUGACCACGGUGCUGGGGAACCUGCUAAUCCUCCUGCUCAUCAGGCUGGACUCUCGCCUCCACACCCCCAUGUACUUCUUCCUCAGCCACUUGGCCUUCUCUGACCUCUCCUUUUCAUCGGUCACCAUCCCAAAGAUGUUGAUGAACAUGCAGACUCAAUGCCAAUCUAUCACAUAUGCAGGGUGCAUUUCACAGGUGUAUUUCUUUAUAUUCUUUGGUUGCCUUGACAGCUUUCUUCUCGCAAUGAUGUCCUAUGACAGGUAUGUGGCCGUGUGCCACCUCCUCCACUACACCACCAUCAUGAGGGAUGAGCUUUGUGUCAUCCUAGUGGCUGGGUGCUGGUUCGCCUCUUGUGCCCAAGCUCUGUUGCACACCCUCCUCGUGGACCGGUUGUCCUUCUGUGCAGGGACUGUCAUCCCCCACUUCUUUUGUGAUCUUGCUGCUGUGCUCAAGUCCUCCUGCUCUGAUACCUCCCUCAAUGAGUUGCUCAUCCUCACUGAAGGGGGAUUUAUCUUCACCCUGCCAUUGGGUGGUAUUUUGGGCUCCUAUAUCAGCAUGGCAGCCAUCAUCCUGAAGGUCCCCUCCUUCAAGAGAAUCUUCAAAGCCUUGUCUACAUGUGGUUCUCACCUGUUUGUAGUGUUUUUAUAUUAUGGGACAAUUGCAGGUGUUUACUAUAUCCCCUCAUCAGGCAACUCCAAAGACAAGGACAUUAUUGCUUCUUUGAUGUACAUGGUGGUCACCCCCAUGCUGAACCCCUCCAUCUACAGCCUGAGGAAUAAGGAUAUGAAAUGUGCUCUUCAGAAAAUCUUCAGGACCAAGGACACCCCCUUGGUAUCAAUAAUUCAUUCCUUCUCAUGGACACUCAUGGAGCUGUGA